AUGUGUCCGGCGGCGUGGCGAGGUACUUACACAAGCGGGCAUGUGGGUAGACCGUCUUUGAUCCUUCAGGCUGUAGCAUCAAACAAUCUAUGGAUUUGGAAUGCGUACUUUGGACAGCAAGGUUCUCACAACGAUAUCAAUGUGUUCAAAGCAUCGCCAAUUCUUGAAGAAAUUGUAAACGGAUUGGCACCCACUGCUUCGUUUUGGGUAAACGGAAACUAUUACCAGAAGGGAUACUAUUUGGGCGACGGCAUCUAUCCCGAGUAUGCUACAUUUGUGAAGACCUUUUCCGACCCGAUCGAUGAAAAAAGAAGACAUUUUAAGAAGAAACAAGAGUCGGCACAAAAGGGUAUUGAGCGGGCUUUCGGUGUGCUUAAAAAAUGA
Erigeron canadensis is the source of this 384-nucleotide messenger RNA. RefSeq lists its product as uncharacterized. Lineage: Eukaryota; Viridiplantae; Streptophyta; Magnoliopsida; Asterales; Asteraceae. Bases 1 to 384 code for a protein of 127 amino acids. The transcript has 2 exons. The record is from RefSeq and is a predicted model, not a curated record.